AUGAUAUGGGAUAUUAUAUGCCUAAAGAAUAAACCAGUUUACCAUGUUGAUCGUGCGAGCUUGACGUCGGGAAAACCGCAUUGGUCGAGCAAUAAUCGGCCAAAAGGGAAAGCAAUUGAGGACGUGGCUUGGACGCGAGAGAGCGCGUGGACUUCGUCAGAAAAUCCCAACGGAAUAUGCAGAAGAAUAAUCACCCUCUGCUCAGAGGGACACGUGGCGAGAGUACAUUGGUGCAGAGCGAUAGCGGCGAUAGCCACCUCUGACACACGCACACUGUGUGUGUACGGACGGGCAGCGCUGGAAGGACAGCUCAUCAGAUCUGGGCAGCUCCCAGGGCAGGUACGCGGCGUUCUACCGGCGAGGAGGAGGAAGACGAGCCGAUUUCAAGUCGGUUGGUGUGUUUUGCAUUACCAAAGGUCUUUCCGCAAUAGGUCUCUCGGCAAUAGGUCUCUCGAAAAUAAGUAUCUCAGAAAUGGGUCUCUCGGCAACAGAUCUCUCGACAACAAGCCUCUCGAAAGAAGGUCUUUCAGAAACAGGUCUCUUAACAACAUGUCUCUCGAAAACAGAUCUCUCGGGAACAGGUCUAUCGUAAAUAGGUAUCUCAGAAAUAGGUCUCUUGGAAUAUGGUCUCUCGACAACAGGUCUUUCGAAAACAAUCUCUCGAAAAUAGGUCUUACAAAAAUAGGUUUCUCGGCAACAGGUCUCUCGGCACUCAUAGGCAUCUCGGCAACAGGUCUCUCGCCAAAAACAGGGCUUCCGACAAUAGGUCUCUCGGCAAAAAGGUCUCUCCGCACACGUGGGUUUCUCGGCAAUAGGUUUCUCAAUAACAGGGCUCUUAGAAACAAGUCUCUCAGAAACAGGUCUUUCGGCAACAGGUCUCUCAGCACGCACGGGUCUCUUGGCAAUAGGUCUCUAGACAACAGGUCUCUCAGAAAUAGGUCUCGUGAAAAUAGGUCUCUUGGCACGCACAGGUCUCUCGACCACAGGACUUUCAGAAACAUAUUUCUCAAAUACAGGUCUCUUAGAAACAGGUAUCUCGAAAACAAGUCCCUCGGUAACAGGUCUCUCAGAAACAGGUCUUUCAGCAACAGGUCUCUCGACAAUAGGUCUCUCGAAAACAAGUCUUUCAGAAACAGGUCUCUCGGCAACAAGUCACUAGAAAAUAGGUCACUCGAAAACAGGUCUAUCUGCAACAGGCCGCUCGGAACGCACGGGUCUCUUGGCAACAGGUCUCUCGGCAAAAGGUCUCUCGGAAACAUGUCUCUUCGAAAUAGGUGUCUCGAAAAAAGGUCUCUUAGAAACAAGUCUCUCGGCAACAGGUCUCUGGACAACAAGUCUCUCGACAAUUGGUCUCUUGAUAAAAAGUCCCUCAGAAUUAGGUCUCUCAGCAAUAGUCUUUCGGAAGCAGGUCUCUCGGCAACAGGUCACUCGGCAACAGGUCUCUCGGUCGCACAAGUCUCUCAGCAACAGGUCUCUCGAAAACAAUCUCUCGAAAAUAGGUCUCUCGGAAACAGGUUUCUCGGCAAUAGGUCUCUCGGCACUCAUAGGCAUCUCGGCAACAGGUUUCUCAAUAACAGGGCUCUCAGAAACAAGUCACUCAGAAACAGGUCUUUCGGCAACAGGUCUCUCGGCACGCACGGGUCUCUUGGCAAUAGGUCUCUGGACAACAGGUCUCUCAAAAAUAGGUCUCGUGGAAAUAGGUCUCUUUGCACGCACGGGUCUCUCGACCACAGGUAUCUAGGAAACAUGUCUCUCAGCACGCAUGGAUCUCUCGGGAACUGGUCUCUCGAAAACGGGUCUCCCAAAAACAGGUCUCUCGGAAUCAAGUCUUUCAGAAACAGGUCUCUCGGCAACAAGUCACUUGGAAACAGGUCACUCGAAAAUAGGUCUAUCUGCAACAGGCCGCUCGAAACGCACGAGUCUCUCAGCAAAAGGUCUCUCAGAAACAUGUCUCUUGGAAACAUGUCUCUUGGAGAUAGGUCUCUCGGAAAAAGGUCUCUUAGAAACAGGUCUCUCAGCAACAGGUCUCUCGACAACAUGUCUCUCGACAAUUGGUCUCUUGAUAAAAAGUCCCUCAGAAAUAGGUAUCUCAGCAACAGGUCUUUCGGAAACAGGUCUCUCAGCAACAGGUCUCUCGGCACGCACGGGUCCCUCAACAACAAGUCUCUCGAAAACAGGCCUCUCAUAAACAGAUCACUUGGAAAUAGGUCUCUCGGAAACAAGUCACUUGGAAACAGGUCUCUAGGCACGCACGGUUCUAUCGGCAAUAGGUCUCUCAACAACAAGUCUCUCAGAAACAGGUCUUUCAGCAAUAGGUUCAUCGGACGCAGGUCUCUCAGCACGCACGGGUCUCUCGCAAAAGGUCUCUCGACAACAGGUCUCUCAGAAACCGUUUUCUGGGUAGCAGGUCUCUCGGCAUGCACAGGCCUCUCGGAAAUAGGUCUUUCGGCAACACGUCUCUCAGAAUGCACGGGUCUCUCUGAAACAGGUCUCUCGAAAACAGGUCUCUCGGCAACAGGUCUCUCGAAAAUAAGUCUCUCGGCACGCACGGGUCUCUCAGCCACAUGUCUCUUGACAAACGGGUCUUACGAAAAUAAGUCACUCAGAAACGGGUCUCACGACAACAGGUCUCUCAGAAACAGGUCUCUCGGCAACAGGUCUCUCGACAACAAUUCUCUAGCCAACAGGUCAUUCGGCACGCACAAGUGUCUCGACAAUAGGUCUCUCAUAAACAGGUCUAUCGGUAAUAGGUCUCUCGGAAGCAGGUCUCUCAGAAACAGGUCUCACUCGACAAUAGGUCUCUCGGCACGCACAAGUUCCUCGGCAACAGGUCUCUCGACAACAGCUCUCUCAGAAAUAAGUCUUUCGAAAAUAGCUCUCUCGACAACCAGUCUCUUGGAAAUAGGUCACUCUGAAACAGGUCUAUCGGCACGCACGAGUCUCUCAACAACUAGUCUCUCGACAACAGGCCUCUCAGAAAGAGGUCCCUCAGAAAAUAGGUCACUCGACAACAGGCCUCUCGAAAACAGGUCUCUUGGCAACAGGUCUCUAGGCACGCACGUGUCUCUCGGCAAUAGGUCUCUCAACAACAGGUCUCUCAGAAAUAGGUCUCUUAGCAACAAGUCUAUCAGACGCAGGUCUAUUGGAAAAUGGUCUGUCGACAAUAGGUCUCUAAGAAACAAUCUCUCGAAAAUAGGUCUCUCGGAAACAGGUUUCUCGUUAACAGGUCUCUCAGGAUGCACAGACCUCUCGGCAACAGGUCUCUCGAUAAAAAGGUCUCUUACCACGCGUGGGUCUCUCGACAACAGGUCUCUCAACAACUGGGAUCUCAGAAACAGGUAUUUCGGAAACAGGUCUCUCGGAAACAGGUCUCUCGGCACACACGAGUCUCUUCGAAAUAGGUCUCUCGACAACAGGUCUCUAAGCAACAGGUUUUUUGGCGCGCAUGGCUCUCUUGGGAUCAGGUCUCUCGAAAACAGGUGUCUCAGAAACCGGUCUCUCGAAAAUAGGUCUCUAAAACAUAGGUCUCUCGGCAACAGGUCUCUCGACAACAGCUCUCUCGAAAACAGGUGUUUUAGAAACAGGUCUAGCGGCAACAUGACUCUCGAAGAGGUCUCUCAGAAACAGGUCUCUCAGCACGCACGGGUCUCUCGGCAACAGGUCUCUCGGCCGCACUGGUCUCUCGGCAACAGGUCUCUCAAAAAUAGGUCUCUUGGAAAUUGGUCUCUCGGCAACAAGUCUCUUGGAAAUAGGUCUCUCAUCAACAGGUCUCUCAACAACAGAUCUCUCGAAAAUAGGUCAAUUGUCACACACAGGUCUCUCGGAAACAGGUCUCUCGGCAGCAGGUCUCUCAGCUCGCAUGGGUCUCUGGGCAACAGGUCUCUCUACAACAUGUCUCUCCAAAACAAGUCUCUAGGAAAUAGGUCUCUCUGCAACAAGUCUUUCGGAAACAGGUCUCUCAGAAAUAGGUCUCUCGGCAACACGUCUCUCAGAAUGCACGGGUCUCUCGACAUCAAGGCUCUCGAAAACAGGUCUCCAAGCAACAGGUCUCUUGACGACAUGUCUCUCGGCGCGCACGAGUCUUUCUACACGCACGGGUCUCUCGGCAACAGGUCUCUCAGAAACAGGUCUCUCAGAAACAAAUCUCUCGGCAACAAGUCUAUUGGAAACAGGUCUCUCAAAAAAAGGUCUCUCGGCACGCACCGAUAUCUCGGCAACUGGUCUCUCGACAACAGGUAUCUCGGCAACACGUCCCUCGGCAUGCACAGGUCUCUCAGCAACAAGUCUAUCGAAAACAGGUCUCUCGACAUGCAUGGGUCUCUCGAGAACAAGUCUCUUGAAAAAAUGUCUCCUGACAACAGGUCUCACGGUAACAGGUCUCUCAACACGUACGGGUCUCUCGGUAACAGGUCUCUCGGAAGCUGGUCUCUCGACAAUAGGUCUCUCAGCAAUCACGGGUCUCUCGGCAACAAGUCUCUUAGAAACAGCAGGUCUCUCGGUACGCACGGGUCUUUCGAAAAUAGGUCUCUCAGAAACAAGUCUCUCGACAACAUGUCUCUCAAAUAUAGGUCUUUGGAAACAGGUCUCUCGGCCAACAGGUCACUCGGAAACAGGUCUCUCAGCAACACAGCUCUCGGCACUUAUGGGUUUCUCGGCAACAGGUCUCUCGGCAUCAGGUCUUUCAAAAACAGGUCUGUCAGCACGCAGAGGUCUUUCAACAACAGGUCUCUUAAAAACAAGUCUCUCGGAAAUAGGUCUCUAGACAACAGGCCUCUCAGAAACAGGUCUCUCGGCAACAAGUCUUUAGGAACACACGGGUCUCUCGACAACAGGUCUCUCGGAAACAGGUCUUUCGAAAAUAGGUCUCUCGGGAACAGGUCUAUUAGAAACAGGUUUCUCGGAAACACGUCUCUAGGCAACAGGUCUCUCGUCACACACGAAUCUCUCGGCAACAGGUAUUUCGACAACAUGUCUCUCUUCACGCACGGGUAUCUCGACAACAAGUCUCUUGACAAAAGGUCUCUUGGAAAUAGGUCUCCCGGCACGUACGAGUCUCUCUGCAAUAGGUCUCUCUACAACUGGUGUCUCAGAAACAAUUCUUUUGGCAUGCACGGGUCUCUCAGCAAUAGAUCUUUCGACAACAGGUCUCUCGUAAACAAGUCUCGCAGAAAAAGGUCUCUCGGAAACAAGUCUAUCAGUAACAAGUCUCUCAGCACGCAUGAGUCUCUUUGCAAUAGAUCUCUCUACAGCAGGUGUCUCGGAAACAGUUCUCUCAGAAACAAUUCUUUUGGCAUGCACGCAUCUCUCGGCAAUAGGUCUUUCGAAAACAGGUAUCUCGGAAAUAAGUCUCGCAGAAAAAGGUCUCUCGGAAACAAGUCUCUCAGAAACAGGUCUCUCGGCAAUAGGUCUCUCGAAAACAAGUAUCUCAAAAAUGGUGGUCUCUCGGCAACAGAUCUCUCGGCACGCAUGGGUCUCUCGGCGACAGAUCUUUUGGCACGCACAGGUUUCUCAGCAACAGUUCUCUCGGCACUCAUAGGCAUCUCGGCAACAGGUCUCUCGCAAAAAACAGGGCUCCCGACAAUAGGUCUCUCGGCAAAAAGGUCUCUCUGCACGCGUGGGUUUCUCGGCAACAGGUUUCUCAAUAAUAGGGCUCUUAGAAACAAGUCUCUCAGAAACAGGUCUCUCGGCAGGCACAGGUCUCUUGGCAAUAGGUCUCUGGACAACAGGUCCCUUAGAAACAGGUAUCUCGAAAACAAGUCUUUCGGUAACAGGUCUCCAAGAAGCAGGUCUCUCAGCACGCAUGGGUCUCUCGGGAACUGGUCUCUCGACUAUUGGUCUCUCGAAAUCAAGUCUUUCAGAAACAGGUCUCUCGGCAACAAGUCACUUGGAAACAGGUCACUCGGAAACAGGUCUAUUUGCAACAGGCCGCUCAGAACGCACGAGUCUCUCGGCAAAAGGUCUCUUGGAAACAUGUCUCUUGGAAACAUGUCUCUUGGAAAUAGGUCUCUCGGAAAAAGGUCUCUUAGAAAAAGGUCUCUCAACAACAGGUCUCUCGACAAUUGGUCUCUUGAUAAAAAGUCCCUCAGAAAUUGGUCUCUCAUCACAGGUCUUUUGGAAACAGGUCUCUCGGCAACAGGUCUUUCGGAAACAGGUCCCUCGGAAAAUAAGUCACUCGGCAAUAGGUCUCUCGGUCGCACAGGUCUCUCAGCAACGUGUUUCUCAACAUGUCUCUCGAAAAUAGAUCACUCGAAAAUAGGUCUCUCGCGCAAGUCUCUCGGAAACAGGUCUCUUGGCAACAGGUCUCUAUGCACACACGGUUCUAUCGGCAAUAGGUCUCUCAACAACAGGUCUCUCGGAAACAGGUCUUUCAGCAACAGGUCCCUCGGACGCAGGUCUCUCGGCAAUAGGUCACUCGACACGCACGGGUCUCUCGCAAAAGGUCUCUCGACAGCAGGUGUCUCAGAAACAAGUCUCUCCGCCAACAGGUCUCUCGGAAACCGUUUUCUGGGCAACAACUCUCUCGAAAACAGGCCUCUCAUAAACAGGUUUGUCAAAAACAGGUCUCUUGGCAACAGGUCUCUAGGCACGCACGGUUCUAUCGGUAAUAAGUCUCUCAACAACAGGUCUCUUGGAAACAGGUCUUUCAGCAACAGGUCCCUCGGACGCAGGUUUCUCGGCACGCACGGGUCUCUCGCAAAAGGUCUCUCGACAGCAGGUGUCUCAGAAACAAGUCUCUCCGCCAACAGGUCUCUCGGAAACCGUUUUCUGGGCAACACGUCUCUCGGAAUGCACGGGUCUCUCGGAAACAGGUCUCUCAGAAAUAGGUCUCUAAGCAACAAGUCUUUUGACAACAUGUUUCUCAAGAACAGGUCUCUCGGAAACAGGUCUCUCGGCAUGCACGAGUCUCACUGCACGCACAGAUCUCUCGGCAACAUGUCUCUCAGAAGCAGGUCUCUCAAAAGCAAAUCUCUCAGCAACAAGUCUCUUGGAAACAGGUCUCUCAGAAACAAGUCUCUCAAAAACAGGUCUCCUGGCAACAGGUGUCUUGGCAACAGCUCUCUCGACAACAAGCCUCUCAAAAAUAGGUCUCUCGACAAUAGGUCUCAUGGAAACAGGUCUCUCAAAAAAAGGUCUCUCGGCACGCACCGGUAUCUCGGCAACUGGUCUCUCGAAAACAGGUCUCUCAACAACAAGUCUCUCAAAUAUAGGUCUCUCAGAAACAAAUCUCUCGGUAACAGGUAUCUCGGCAACACGUCACUGCGCACGCACGAGUCUCUCGGCAACACGUCACUGCGCACGCACGGGUCUCUCAGCAACAAGUCUAUCAAAAACAGGUCUCUCGACAUGCACAGGUCUCUCGACAACAAGUCUCUCGAAAAAAUGUCUCCCGAUAGUAGGUCUCUCAGCAAUAGGUCUCUCAACAACAGGUCUCUCAGAAACAAGUCUAUUAGAAACAGGUCUCUCGACAACAGGAUUCUAGGAAACAUGUCUCUCAGAAACAGGUCUCUCGACAACAGGUCUCUCAAUACGCACGGGUCUCUCGACAACAAGUCUCUCGGAAGCUGGUCUCUCGACAAAUGGUCUCUCAGCACUCACGGGUCUAUCGGCAACAAGUCUCUUAGAAACAGGUCACUUGGAAAUAGAUCUUUCGGCAACAGGUUUUCAGAAACAGGUGUGUCUCUGAAGCAGAUCUCUCAGCAGCAGAUAUGGUUCCACCAGUACUUGAAAGAGAAAUUCUUAUACUGCAAGCCUUCCCAUUUGACAGAGAUGAUCGGCCCAAGCGUGGCAUCCACCUUUGUUUCCUCUAUUGAGCUUGUCUUCUCCGACGGCGCGCUUCCCCUCGGUUUAAGCGACAGUGGUGGUGUUUUAGGGCGGCUCUCCGGCGGUGAGGGCGGGGCGGCGUGUUCAGUCCGUCGGGCCUCCGGUAGUUUUGAGGGCUCUAGUCGGGGUUGUGUGGAGGUAGGAGUUGGUGUGGGUCUUCCGAGUGCGGCUCCGAGUUGGUCUUUGGCUCGUUUGGGGUGGAUCUAUGUUAGCAAGUCAUCUUUGGGGGAAGGGAGUGGAUAUAUUGCGUCAUGA
Messenger RNA from Striga asiatica, 8076 nucleotides. NCBI's taxonomy places the organism in Eukaryota, Viridiplantae, Streptophyta, Magnoliopsida, Lamiales, Orobanchaceae. The record is from the annotation of a GenBank genome assembly.